ACGCAAGUUGUUAAGGCUGAAGCAAAAAAAGUGUAUCGGGUUCGGAAACUUCUCUCAUCAGGGGCGUUUUAUUAUGGUCGAAAUGUGCAAGAUGGGUCACCAUACGAUCUGACAGUGAACAUUCAGAAUAGAUUUCAUGUUGGAUUCAGCUUCUUGUGGAAUAUUGGCCUAAUGACACCGUUGCUACAGUGGGGUCUCGAUCCAUUGGAGUGGUUAGUUACAAUCAUCUGCGGUUCAGUGGAAGUUAGUACUAUAUAUUGCGGUGCGGAACAGGCUCGUAUGGGAAUCAUAUCACGAGUUUCUUCUUUGCGUCCUGGAACUCGGUUUCACUCACGCGGAGUAAACGAUCGAGGUGAUGUGGCCAACUUCGUCGAAACGGAACAAGUACGUUUGUUGUUUAUGCCUCACAUCCAGGUUCGCGGUACUGUUCCACUGUUCUGGGAACAACCGGGCAUCCAGGUUGGCUCCCACAAAAUUCAUUUCAGUCGCGGUCUAGAACUAUCAACCACUGCGUUUGAACGACAUCUGAUGAAUAUCGUCUCGCAUUACGGUGCAACGGCAAUAGUGAAUCUACUCGGCUCGAAACAGGGUGAAGCAAUGUUGAGUCACCACUAUCAGGAAUUACACAAGCGGUCUGCAUUCAAGGUGAGCGUCGACAGUCUAAUUCUUUUGUUUUUCUUCCACCACAUCCCUUAUACCAGUGGUCUACUCCCUCUGGUCCUACUAUUUUCAUUUCACUCAUUCUACAAUUUAAUUGAAAAUAUCUGUAUUGUAUUGUAUUCAGGCUUUAGCGAGUUAUAUACAUGCUUUCAGCUUUCCAUUUAUGUGAUGUGCUCCGUUGAAAGGUUUACAAACGUACCCGCAGAAAUUCCUUAUUACAUACUCUCGUGUGAUGAUCAGCUAACGGGGAAAGCCCCAUAA
This is a messenger RNA of Echinostoma caproni, 921 nucleotides long. The record is from the annotation of a GenBank genome assembly. NCBI's taxonomy places the organism in Eukaryota, Metazoa, Platyhelminthes, Trematoda, Plagiorchiida, Echinostomatidae.